This is a messenger RNA of Rhagoletis pomonella (apple maggot), 1727 nucleotides long. RefSeq lists its product as uncharacterized. Gene Ontology annotation, molecular function: catalytic activity. The transcript has 4 exons. The record is from RefSeq and is a predicted model, not a curated record. NCBI's taxonomy places the organism in Eukaryota, Metazoa, Arthropoda, Insecta, Diptera, Tephritidae. Bases 378 to 1727 code for a protein of 449 amino acids.
CUUAGUGAGGAGAGCGACAAGUCCGGCCUGCGCAGCGGUGGUGAAGAAGGGUUGCCCAGCAGCCAAUGCUCAUCUGACUCGGAGAGGCUAUCCGGAUUGGGGCCAUUAUUCUAUGAAGAAGACCUCCUCGCCGAUGACACCGAGGGUGAGGAGAUCGAAGAGGCGGACGUGGAUGUCACGAUGGUGGAGGUAAAACGGACAGAUUCUGAUGAAGCUGAUCCAGAUCAACCUCCACCACUCUAAACUCGCGUCUGCGAACCUUGAGGUCCGCCUGGCUGCCGGUGGACUCGACGUUGCCCUCAUCCAGGAACCGUGGAUACACGGCAAUAAAAUCUGCGGACUUGGGAUGAAGGGCUUUAAGCUUAUUGCCGCACAAAAUGCAGCUUAGUGACGGCGAUCUGGUAGUGGCAAGCAUUGAGCUGGACAAAACCAGCUUUUGGGUAGCCUCUGCCUACAUGGCCCAUGACAAGGACGUGCCACCAGACGGGUUUCGGACCUUGGCCGAGGAAGCAGCCUUCAAGAACAAACCACUGGUUGCCUCCUGCGACGCUAAUGCCCACAACUUGAUGUGGGGGAGUACGGACACGAAUGCUAGAGGUGAGUCGUUACUAGACUUCAUUCUAGGGAACAAACUUAGUGUCUUGAAUUUAGGCUCAGAGCCGACCUUCAUAACAAAGAGUAGAGAGGAAGUUUUGGACAUAACCCUGGCUUCAGACAUGUUUGCCCAUAAAAUCAAGAGAUGGAGAGUACUGAAGGAAAAAUCGUAUUCUGACCAUCGUUAUAUUGAAUUCGAAAUAGAUCUUAAGACCCCCCAAGUAAGGGAGUUCAGAAAUGUUAGAAAUACCGACUGGGGGGUUUACAAUAAUAAAUUAAGGACUUUACUGCCAAAGAUACCUCCCCGAGACCUCGCCAAGCAGGUGGAGCUGGAGGGGUUGGUUAAUCAGGUUACUAAAGCCAUGAAUAGUUCUUUGUCAGCCGGGUGCCCGGUUGUUCGAUACAGGGGAAAAAGCAAACCACCUUGGUGGUCGAAACAAUUAUCCUUGUUACGUGAAUCUAAUAGGUCAAUGUUCAACAAGGCCAAAGCCACGAGAGCAGCAGAGGACUGGGAAGCCUACAAGGCUGAUCUGAAAGUAUACAAAAAAGCAGUUAGAAGUGCGAAACGUAAAUCCUGGCAAAGUUACUGCAAGGGAAUUGAGGAAACCACGGAAGCGGCCAGAUUAAGAAGAAUUCUCGCAAAGUCGCCAUGCAACCUCGGCUAUCUUAAGGGUCAAGGGAACUCAUGGACUACGACGAGCGAGGAAUCUUUAGGUCUCCUCCUGGACACACACUUCCCUGGAAAUAAGCCGGUGGAACCUAAUGACCCCCAGAAUGAAGGGGGGCUAUCUGAUCUGGGAAACCGACUGAUUACAAACGAAAAAAUUGAAUGGGCUAUUAAAACUUUUGGUCCUUACAAGUCACCGGGAUUUGAUGGAAUACACUCGGUAGACCUACAGCAAUCACGGGACAUAGAAGGCGCCUUCAACAAUAUUAACGCAAGCGCCAUAACGGGUGCCUUAGAAGAGCUUGGAGUUGACCAGAAUGUGGCGGUGCUGAUCGAGUCUAUACUUGUCAGCAGGACGAUUAGCAUUCCACCUCAGCGGAAACAAAGCCAGGAUAAGAAACAUAAGGAAAUGUCUCAAGAAAUGUGUGCAUGUCGCACCGAAGACGUUCUAAAAUUUUUGGGCUAG